Molecule: messenger RNA, 1092 nt
Organism: Pteronotus mesoamericanus
Lineage: Eukaryota; Metazoa; Chordata; Mammalia; Chiroptera; Mormoopidae
Gene: CYSLTR2
Product: cysteinyl leukotriene receptor 2
Exons: 2
Coding region: 46-1062 (338 amino acids)
Biological process (GO): G protein-coupled receptor signaling pathway
Cellular component (GO): plasma membrane
Molecular function (GO): leukotriene receptor activity
Source: RefSeq, a predicted model, not a curated record
AGGAGAGACUAAAGUCAAGGCAUCUGAAAGAAACUUCAGUCCAGCAUGGAGAGAAAAAUUAUAUCCUUGCCUCUAUCCACCUCUGUAUCAGAAAUGGAACCCAAUGGCACCUUCAGCAAUAACGACAGCCACAGAAACUGCACAACUGAAAACUUCAAGAGGGAUUUUUAUCCUGUCGUGUACCUGAUAAUAUUUGUCUGGGGAACCUUGGGAAAUGGCUUUUCCAUAUAUGUUUUUCUGCAACCUUAUAAAAAGUUUACAUCUGUGAAUGUUUUUAUGCUAAACCUGGCCAUUUCUGAUCUCUUGUUCACAACCACACUGCCCUUCAGGGCUGACUAUUACCUAAGAGGCUCCAACUGGAUAUUUGGUGACUUGGCCUGCAGGAUUAUGUCGUAUUCCAUGUACGUCAACAUGUAUAGCAGCAUUUAUUUCCUAACUGUGCUGAGUGUCAUGCGCUACCUGGCAACUGUUCACCCCUUGCGGUUCCUCCAUAUCACCAACAUCAGAAGUGCCUGGGUUGUAUGUGGGAUCAUAUGGAUCUUUAUCAUGGCUUCUUCAACAACACUCCUGAACACUGGCUCUGAACAGGAGGGUAAUAUCACAUUGUGCUUAGAACUGAAUUUCAAUAAAAUUGUGAAAUUGCAGACCAUGAACCAUAUUGCCUUAGUGGUGGGCUUCCUGAUGCCAUUCUGCACGCUCAGCAUCUGUUACCUGCUGAUUAUUCGAGCCCUGUUAAAGAUGGAGGUCCCAGAAUUGGGGCUGCGGGUUUCUCACAAGAAGGCGCUGAUCACCAUCAUCAUUGCCUUGAUCAUCUUUCUACUGUGUUUCCUGCCCUAUCACAUACUGAGAACCUUUCACCUGGUUGUGUGGAAAGUGGGUACGUGCACAGACAGGCUGCAUAAAGCCGUGAUCAUCACACUGGCCUUGGCGGCAGCUAAUAGCUGCCUUGAUCCUUUGCUUUAUUAUUUUGCUGGGGAGAAUUUUAAGGACAGACUAAGGUCUGCAUUCAGAAAAGGUCAUCCACAGAAGACAAAGUGCAGCUUUCCUGUUGUGUGUGGUUGAAAAAGGAAAUAAGAAUAUGAGAGGUUUCUA